AUGGCAGCCUCUGAGGCAAAUGAUGACAGAUCGGACCGACCACUAUCGUCUGACCCCCUCACCCCACGAGAACGAAGAAGAAGGGAAGUCGGCACCCGCUUUCGUGACCUAGACAUUUCCGAGAGUCUUGCUCAAACUAGCAAUCCAUCGAGCCUCGUGCGAAACCGGCGGAGAGCCUUUAGGCCUAGCGAACGUCUACAGAGAUAUCAAAGAGAAAGAUUGGGACAAAGUGGAAGAGCUGCAGCAUCAGAGGCAUAUGUGCCAUCAUCCAACCAGUCACCUACCUCCCCAGCUCAAUCAGUCAGUGAUCGUGGUGACCGGCCAAGGUCGAAACGGAGGAAAUUGACCGACGGUACAUACGAGGACGAGCCUCGAACUUUUAGCUAUGGCCACAAUGGCCAGGUCGUCCCUGGCCAGCUGAGGCUGGAGAUUGUCAGUUGCGACGGUGGAGAAUAUUCAGAUCCUCAUAUGCCCAUCAACUCUUAUCCGCAAAAUGUCCUCCUAGAUGAUACCAGCGUAUACUGCACAAAGUCAAACAAAUGCAACCUCCUCCUGAAGCAUGUGGGCGGCAUGCCCUUCACUCUGACUGAAAUUGUGGUCAAAGCCCCGCGUGCUGGUUAUGAUGCACCAAUUCAAAAUGGCUUGAUUUUCAUUACAAUGGAAGAUGAUGAUCUCCUCGACCGGACGUCUCAAUAUGAUGUUCGCUGGUCAUCCAAAAGCAGCGACCGUCAUCAGCGACACAGAACAGAUGGAUACCGCCGCCCUUCCCUGGAAUACCUAUACUCUGCGCCACCACACCUCCGGUCUUUUGACCGUUCGAGGCACCUCAACAAUCCCACAACUUCCGAAGAAGCUCACCAUCUUGAGGUCCCUCUCGUCCCAGGUUUUCAUGUCACAGUGGUAGACCCAUCAGAUGUAGAAGAUGGGGGAGAAGGGCCACUUUCGCCGCGACCUUGGCACGACGACGAGUACUCAUUGCGAUCCUAUGUCGAUCGAUACCGCCCAGUGUAUUUCGGAAAUGAGCGAAACGACGGUCCGUGGUCUAGCUCGAGUGAUUCAGAGGGCUAUGAGCCCGAUGUCCAGCUUGACGCACGAGAUACAGGGGAAACAGAACGCUUUCAACGCCAGCAACUCGACCUCGAGAGUACGCUUGCGCACCGGAAUCGCAUGCUGGAUCUCAUGCGGGCGGAGCAAAUUCGUGAGAACGACGGGGUUUUCAGCGGUCGUAGCCGGGAAGGCGAUCCCGAGGAAGACAGAUUGUACGGUCGUCCUUCAACUUCAAGUCGGGGUGGAGCUCGAACAUUUGGUCCUGCGCCAGUUGCCCCAAACACCAUUUAUCCCCCAGAGGAUCUUGCAAGUGAACUUCCAGAAGCCGAAGGUUCGAGCUCCAAGGCAACUUUGAAUGGAAUGGCAACCUCCUCGUCUGCCAGGGCCGGCAUUGCGCCACAUGCUUUGUUCUUUAUCAGCAGAAACAAAUCAAGCACCGAAAUCAAAUUCGACCCUCCAGUGUAA
This is a messenger RNA of Fonsecaea monophora, 1512 nucleotides long. RefSeq lists its product as hypothetical. The record is from RefSeq and is a predicted model, not a curated record. Bases 1 to 1512 code for a protein of 503 amino acids. NCBI's taxonomy places the organism in Eukaryota, Fungi, Ascomycota, Eurotiomycetes, Chaetothyriales, Herpotrichiellaceae. The transcript has a single exon.